This is a messenger RNA of Strongylocentrotus purpuratus (purple sea urchin), 591 nucleotides long. Its product is annotated as melatonin-related receptor-like. The record is from RefSeq and is a predicted model, not a curated record. The transcript has a single exon. The coding region runs from base 1 to 591 and encodes 196 amino acids. Gene Ontology annotation, cellular component: membrane. Gene Ontology annotation, molecular function: G protein-coupled receptor activity. Lineage: Eukaryota; Metazoa; Echinodermata; Echinoidea; Camarodonta; Strongylocentrotidae. Gene Ontology annotation, biological process: G protein-coupled receptor signaling pathway.
AUGGAUACUACAGCACCUCUCUCACAAGGAAUAUCAGCGACGGCGUCUCCGACUUUUAGGCUAGUCGGUUCUACCACGAACACCACUUUCGAUCUUAGGUACUCAAACAUGAUAGACAGCACGACAAGUGCCUCUCAUAUUACUUUCACUAACUUCAGUGAUUUCUCGCCGACAAGUCAUGCCAGCGAAUUGCCCAUUCCUCACCUAGCCGAAAGGAUCAUUGAAGCUCUGAUCCUGACAGUGAUCUGCAUCGUGGCCCUCUCUGGAAAUACUCUCCUUUGGGCGGUGGUGCUCAGGCAUCGCUCCCUCAAAACGGCAUCCAAUGCCCUGGUGCUCUGCCUAAGCGCGGCUGAUCUUCUGGUAUCGACGGUCAGCAUGCCGGUGACCAUCGUCAGCAUAUCCACGGGACAGUGGCUAUUCAAUGACCGGCUCUGCAAGGCAUUGGGAUUCAUCAGUAUGUGUACCUUCAUCGGGUCCGUCAUGUCUCUAGGAGCUAUCAGCAUUAAUAGAUAUGUCUUAAUCGUGCAUCCAUCGAAGUUUAGGAGAGUAUAUACCAAGCGGAAUACAGCAUUUUUCAUAAUCGGUGAGUAA